Molecule: messenger RNA, 537 nt
Organism: Eurytemora carolleeae
Lineage: Eukaryota; Metazoa; Arthropoda; Copepoda; Calanoida; Temoridae
Product: luc7-like protein 3
Exons: 5
Biological process (GO): mRNA splice site recognition
Cellular component (GO): U2-type prespliceosome; U1 snRNP
Molecular function (GO): mRNA binding
Source: RefSeq, a predicted model, not a curated record
CUUCGGACCGAUCGGAGGAGGGAGACAGAUUCAUAUUUGAUUAUUUUUACAGAUUCUGUGGAAGUUGGCAAAAUGGCGAAAAAUGAAAUAGCAGCGAUGUUAGACGAGUUGAUGGGACGGAAUAGAAAUGCACAUCCUAAUGAGAAGGUUGCAGAUAUAACUUGGGAAGACAGUUCUGUUUGUAAAUAUUUUCUGGUGGAUUUCUGUCCUCACGAUUUAUUUACCAACACCAAGGUUGAUCUGGGAGUCUGCCCCAGAAUCCAUGACGAGGAGUUAAAGAAGAAGUACGAGGCGGCUAAGGAAGGAAGCAAAAAAAUGGCCGUGCUAGAUGAGUUUAUUAGUUACUGUCAGAAGAUGAUGAACGACCUAUCCUUAAAGAUAAAGCGGAGUAAGGAGAGGUUGUUGCUCACCCAGAUGGAGCAGGCGGCUGCGGCGGGGAUGUCUAAGCAGCAGCAGGAGGAGGUGGAGAUGAAAAUACAGAUCCUGACAGACAAGAUCAACCAUCUGGUUGACCAGGCAGAGAAGGCAGGCUGUCAG